This is a messenger RNA of Syngnathus acus (greater pipefish), 2483 nucleotides long. RefSeq names its product delta-type opioid receptor. The record is from RefSeq and is a predicted model, not a curated record. Gene Ontology annotation, molecular function: G protein-coupled receptor activity. The transcript has 2 exons. Bases 427 to 1422 code for a protein of 331 amino acids. Gene Ontology annotation, cellular component: membrane. Gene Ontology annotation, biological process: immune response; G protein-coupled receptor signaling pathway. NCBI's taxonomy places the organism in Eukaryota, Metazoa, Chordata, Actinopteri, Syngnathiformes, Syngnathidae.
GAGGGACCGCCCGCAGCAAGCGGGUUAGCCAAUGGCCAUGCUGCCCUGUGAUAAUCAGUCCAGAGUUCACCGGCCGAUGGCUCGCCUUUAUCUUCCCUCACUGUAAAGCUAUGCGACAUUUCUUUUCCUCCCCAAGAGAAGUGAAGGCUUAUUAUGGCUUGCUGCGAACCGGUCUGGCAAAGAUGUCAUGUGGAGCGACUUGGAGGUGAUGAGAAACAAAACAAACUGCCAUAUUGAAAAAGUUACCGGGAUUCCUGAAGGAUUGAUUUUGUUCGUUCAGAACCGACAAGCAUAAAUUUAAUUCUUUGGAUGUGUGGAUUCAUUUUAACAACAUAACAGGCUCCCUGUGGUGUUUGGAAGAAAAAGUUUUACGAGCACCUUGAGCAUGACUGCGGUGACAAGCGUGACUCAAGUGAAGAUAUAAAAAUGCUGCUGUGGAACUCUGCUGCAGUCGAGGAUCUGCACGGGAACAGCAGUGACAAUGGGGUCGGAAAUGUGGAACGGGUCCUCGUCCCUAUUUUUGAUGCCGUGAUCUUGGUUUUGGGUGUCGGUGGGCACACAACGGUGAUGGUGAUCCUAUGCAGGAGGAACAGGGGGAGGACGGCUCGGUCAGGAACAGGUACGGACAUCCUCCUGCUGGCCCUGAGUUUUGCGGAUCUUCUUCUGCUCUCCACGCUUCCCUUCCACACGGCCGCCAUCGCCUUGCAGCGAUGGCCUUUCGGGGAAUUCCUGUGUCGUCUGGCGGGAUUUUUGGGAUCGGCCUGCACCUCGGCCAGCGCUUUUACGUUGUCCAACCUGGCGGUGUUGCGCUACAUGACGGUGGUGCACCCCACCAGAACUUACCGCUUCCUAUCUCCACGCCACGUCGCCAUGACGGCCGCACUUCUUUGGGUCCCGGCUUGCGCUCUGGCGGCACCCCAGCUGGUGUUUCGUUUUGUAGGAAGCUCUCCAGAUAACCCGGACGCCCUUGCUUGCUUUGCUUUCCUCAACCACCAGGAUCAGCUCAUUUAUGGAUUGGUCCACUUUUUGAUGGCCUUCUUGCUCCCCCUGGUCACCAUCGCCAUCGCUUACGGUAAUAUCUACCUGUUCCUGUGGAGGACUCGGAACGCCGUUCAGGCUCCUCAAGUCGAACGUUACCAGAGCAAGGUCACCCAAACGUCAGCAAUACUGGUGCUGGCGUUUACUCUGUGCUGGCUGCCUUCUUAUGGCUUAACACUGGCCUUGCUAUCUGACAAAAGCUCAGGGGCCACCGGCUCGUCGCCACGUUACGGCCCGUUCAGCGUGUUCGCACGACUCAUGGCCAUCGCGUCGACGGUGUUGAACCCCAUCCUCUAUGUGCUCAUCUCCCAAAAGUUUCGACAGGAUCUGCUGAGGCUGUUUAAGAGGGAAAGGAAGCGAGCCAAUGGGGGUGGGGUCGUCUGAUUGACAGUAAUUACUCAGCGGCUACACAAACACGGGGCUGAGUCACACCACUUGUAAUUACAAUUAAUCAUUUGAAAGACUGCUAGGAAAGAACGGGCACUCCAGAGGAUUACUCAACAAGUUGGGAAGAAUCUCACUGCUUGGUUGAAAUCAUGCAUAGAAAUCACCCCCCAAAGGAAUGUUGAGAUCACCAAGAAGCAGGAAUACUCACUCUCGACAACAGUCUUGCGGUCUGAUCCAUCAUCGCUGAUCUGCUGGAUGUUGCCAAAGUGGAUGUCGCUGAAGAAGACCCGAUUGGCUCCCUUCCCUCCUCCCCCUCUGUAAUCGAAGGUCAGCGCUAUGACGUUCUUCAUGUGCUCGGGGUCUUCAAACGGUUUGAUGGGCGCGUUCAGGUUGUUUUCAUCCGAGAGGUGGACGCUCUUUAGUAUGGUGCGCUCCGAAUAGAGCAGGUAGCCGUCGUAGUCGCGGCAGGCGCAUCCGUCUUCGGCCAGCAUGCCGUGAGCGCAGGCGCAUGUGCGCUGGCCGUUGCCGCUGUACAGACAAAGCUGCUGGCAUCCGCCGUUCUUGACUUUGCACACGUUUGUUCCUGCACGGACAUACAGAAUACGGUCAGAAACAUUCUUUUGGAAUUGCCAGCAUUUUGAAAAUGAGACAUUUGACUACACUCCUGGUACCUUCAUUUGGAUCAGUCUUAUUAGUGCCGAUAUAAGUUUAGCAUUAAUUCUGCCUCUGUAAACAUAAUGCUCAGUUUUCAUUUAAUCUGUCAAAAUGGUAAUCAUUUACCAAUAUGUUAAUAAUAAUGUAAAACAGAUGAAAUUAUUUUUUUACCCAUCUCCUGUGACUAAAAAGAAAAUCUGUAAGUAGUAUUAUAUUUGUUAAGGCAUAAUUUGGUUCUAUGAAAAGUACGAAUGUACCUCAAGUUGUGGCUGCAGACUACGUGCACACAUAUUCGGGUGCAUCUCCAUAAAUCAGAACAUUGUAGACAGGUUCAUUCAUCUGUGCUCAAUUCCAAAUGUGAACCGUAUAUUACACUCACUGAUUAAACACAUGAGGAAAUAUUU